GUGCUGGAAUAAGAUGAAUCCAACUAUUAACAAUCACGUUCCCCAUUCACCCGCUCGCGGGGUAUUUUCGGAUCAUGGAUUCUUCGUCUUUACCGACCAGCAGCAGCAGCAGCCGGGGCUGCAGGUCCCCCCCGAAGGUUCCGCCGACAAGAAUGGACUCAAUGCGAUGCCCUUCCUAGGCCAAAUCCACACCAGUCCUCUGCUGUCCCGCCCAAUGGGUCCAAUAGGUCACGCUCACCCCCCACCAUCCCUCCGAUGGGGGAUUCAGAUGGAUUCAAUGCUGUGCCACAGAUGGCUUCGAUGGGACCACCGCCGUGUUGAGCUCCCUCUGGACAGGCGGCGCUUCUCCGGACAGCGCGGAGACUACUACGACGACCCCCACGAAGAGUACUCCGACUGCCGCUACGAGCGCCAGUUGCUGUGGCGCAUGGCCAAUGCCCGGGGCGACGAGACGCUCGUCUUCUUUGCCGUGCUCAUGACCACGCCCUGGCUGUUCUCUCUCAGCCUCCUGGGAUUCAUCCUGUCCCUGGCGGCGCUCCUGAGAAGACCGUCGAGCAGCUGCUUGUUCACAGCCCAGCGAUUCGCAAGUGCGGCCAAUGAGUAUGUGUUGUGA
Molecule: messenger RNA, 613 nt
Organism: Drosophila miranda
Lineage: Eukaryota; Metazoa; Arthropoda; Insecta; Diptera; Drosophilidae
Exons: 4
Coding region: 14-613 (199 amino acids)
Source: RefSeq, a predicted model, not a curated record